GCACCGCUGCUUCCUCCUCUGCCAGGUGCCAGUGGACCCUGUGUGUGACCAGGACCUGGCAGGGCUGCUGCCCCAUCCUGCUUCCUGCCAGCAUCUCUGAUCGAGUGCCUGGAGGGAUGUGUGUGCCACCCCUCGGUCCAGUGCCUGUCCCUGAGGUGACGCUGGCUGUGAACCACCUGGUUCCUGUUUCUCCUGUGCACGUAGCUCCCCGGUUGAAUAGCUGUUGCCCGGGAGACGUGGCCCGGGUGCCCUGCUAGGGCAACAGCACCUGCCCACGGGCUGGGAUCAUGAAAGGCCUCGGUGACAGCCGCCCCCGCCACCUCUCCGACAGCCUGGACCCACCUCACGAGCCCCUAUUCGCAGGGCCUGAUCACAACCCCUACCUGCUAUCGCCCACAGAGGCCUUCGCCCGCGAGGCCCGCUUCCCAGGACAGAAUACCCUGCCCGGUGACGGCCUCUUCCCACUCAACAACCAGCUGCCCCCGCCCAGCAGCACCUUCCCCCGAAUCCACUACAACUCCCACUUUGAGGUGCCAGAGGAGAGCCCCUUUCCCAGCCAUGCUCAAGCCACCAAGAUCAACCGGCUGCCUGCCAACCUCCUGGACCAGUUUGAGAAGCAGCUGCCCAUCCACCGUGAUGGCUUCAGCACCCUCCAGUUCCCCCGAGGCGAGGCCAAGGCCCGUGGUGAGAGCCCUGGCCGCAUCCGCCACUUGGUCCACUCUGUCCAGCGACUCUUCUUCACAAAGGCACCCUCACUGGAGGGCACAGCAGGCAAGGUCGGGAGUAAUGGCAGCAAGAAAGGUGUCAUGGAGGACGGCAAGGGCCGGAGGGCCAAAAGCAAGGAGCGGGCCAAGGCUGGGGAGCCCAAACGGCGCAGCCGCUCCAACAUCUCAGGCUGGUGGAGUUCUGAUGACAAUCUGGACGGUGAGGGUGGCGCCUUCCGCACCAGCGGCCCAGCCUCUGGCCUGAUGACUCUGGGCCGCCAGCCGGAACGCAGCCAGCCGCGCUACUUCAUGCACGCCUACAACACCAUCAGUGGGCACAUGCUCAAAGCCACCAAGAACAACACCACUGAGCUGACUGCCCCUCCUCCCCCGCCCGUGCCCCCAGCUGUCUGCCCCAACCCCGGGGUGGGCUCGGACACCAACUAUGUCAAACGGGGCUCCUGGUCCACUCUGACCCUCAGCCAUGCCCAUGAGGUCUGCCAGAAGACCUCAGCCACCUUGGACAAGAGCCUGCUAAAGUCCAAAUCCUGCCACCAGGGUCUAGCCUACCAUUACCUGCAGGUCCCCGGCGGCGGCGGGGAGUGGAGCACCGCCCUGCUGUCCCCACGAGACGGGGACGGUGCGGCCGAGGGGCCCAUCCCUUGUCGGCGAAUGCGCAGCGGCAGCUACAUCAAGGCCAUGGGCGAUGAGGACAGUGACGAGUCUGGCGGCAGCCCCAAGCCGUCACCCAAGACCGCAGCGCGGCGCCAGAGCUACCUGAGGGCCACGCAGCAGUCGCUAGGAGAGCAGAGCAAUCCCCGCAGGAGUUUGGACCGGCUGGAUUCAGUGGACAUGCUGCUGCCUUCCAAAUGUCCAAGCUGGGAGGAAGACUACAACCCCAUCAGCGACAGCCUCAACGACUCCAGCUGCAUCAGCCAGAUUUUUGGACAGGCCUCCCUGAUCCCCCAGUUGUUUGGCCAUGAGCAGCAGGUACGGGAGGCAGAUCUGAGUGACCAGUACGAGGCAGCCUGCGAGUCAGCCUGCAGCGAAGCGGAGUCCGCAGCAGCGGAGGCGCUGGACCUACCGCUGCCCAGCUACUUCCGCUCCCGCAGUCACAGCUACCUUCGCGCAAUCCAGGCAGGCUGUUCACAGGAGGAGGACAGCGUCUCCCUGCAGUCCCUGUCCCCGCCGCCCAGCACCGGGAGCCUCAGCAACAGUCGCACACUUCCCAGUUCAUCAUGUCUAGUGGCGUAUAAGAAGACCCCACCGCCGGUCCCUCCACGAACCACGUCAAAGCCGUUCAUCUCAGUCACAGUCCAGAGCAGUACUGAAUCUGCUCAGGACACCUACCUGGACAGCCAGGAUCACAAGAGCGAAGUGACAAGCCAGUCAGGCCUGAGCAACUCGUCGGACAGCCUGGACAGCAGUACCCGACCACCUAGCGUGACGCAGGGUGGAGUUGCCCCAGCCCCUGAAGCCCCGGAGCCACCCCCAAAACAUGCAGCUCUGAAAAGUGAACAAGGGACACUGACCAGCUCUGAGUCCCACUCCGAGAUCAUCCCCAAAAGGAAACUGUCAUCAAUAGGAAUACAAGUUGACUGCAUUCAGCCAGUGCCAAAAGAGGAGCCCAGUCCCGCUACCAAAUUCCAGUCCAUCGGGGUUCAGGUAGAGGACGACUGGCGAAGCAGCGCCCCCUCUCACAGUAUGUCCUCCCGACGGGACACGGACUCGGAUACCCAGGAUGCUAAUGACUCAAGCUGUAAGUCAUCUGAGAGGAGUCUCCCAGACUGUACCCCACACCCCAACUCCAUCAGCAUCGAUGCUGGCCCCCGGCAGGCCUCCAAGAUUGCCCAAAUCAAGCGCAACCUCUCCUAUGGAGACAACAGUGACCCUGCCCUGGAGGCAUCCUCACUGCCCCCGCCUGACCCCUGGCUUGAGACGACCUCCAGCUCCCCAGCAGAGCCGGCACAGCCAGGGACCUGCCGCCGAGAUGGCUACUGGUUCUUGAAGCUACUUCAGGCAGAAACAGAGCGGCUAGAAGGCUGGUGCUGCCAGAUGGACAAGGAGACCAAAGAGAACAACCUCUCUGAAGAAGUCUUAGGAAAGGUCCUCAGUGCUGUGGGCAGUGCCCAGCUACUGAUGUCCCAGAAAUUCCAGCAGUUCCGAGGACUCUGUGAGCAGAACUUGAACCCUGACGCCAACCCACGUCCAACAGCCCAGGACCUGGCAGGGUUCUGGGACCUGCUACAGCUGUCCAUCGAGGACAUCAGCAUGAAGUUUGAUGAACUCUACCACCUCAAGGCCAACAGCUGGCAGCUGGUGGAGACCCCGGAGAAGAGGAAGGAAGAGAAGAAACCACCCCCUCCAGUCCCAAAGAAGCCAGCCAAAUCCAAGCCGGCAGUGAGCCGUGACAAGGCUUCAGAUUCAGGGGACAAACAGCGUCAGGAGGCCCGAAAGAGACUCCUGGCAGCCAAGCGGGCAGCUUCUGUGCGGCAGAACUCAGCCACAGAAAGCGCAGACAGCAUCGAGAUCUAUGUCCCUGAGGCCCAGACCAGGCUCUGAGACCACGAAGGAGGAACGAAACAAUUUUAAAUCAUUAAAUACACACACAAAAACAACGCAGAUGGAACAAAAUUUUAUCAACCUUUAGUAUGGUUAUUCUCUCUAGAGACCCUGAGCCAGUUUUCAAAUUGAUGUAUACAAGGGCUCACAAUUUGGCUUUUUUGGGUCCCUCCCAGCUUUAGGUUAUGAAGACUUCACACACAAAAACCGUCAACAAAACUAGAAAACUUUUUUCCCCUCUUGCUGGCCGUGGUGGACUAGGUAGAUGGACUUCAGCAAUUCCCCAGCUGAGCCUCAGACUUCAGUCUUUUUACUUGUUCUAUCUAAUGAGAACUUAAACUAGCUUGUUUACAAGACAACGACAGUCCAAGGGCAGCCUUGGGCACCUGCCAUGUCCCUCCUCUCCCAGCUACCCUGCUCUGACCUUGGAUUUUUCAUUCUACAUUUUUCUUUCACCUUCAGAGAGCUCACAGGGGUCCCCAUCAAGGCCAAUGGCUUUUGUGGCUAAGGGCUCAGAGAAAAUCGAGAUUACAUGCAUCCCUCCUCCCCCACCAAGCGCUCACACACGCUUGCACGUGCACACACAGACGGGGCUGCCCUCCCCCAUGACCUGCCAGCCCUAGGCAGAGUCAGGUAGGACUUACCUCUCCACAGAUAAAGAAGGCGUUGGUCUUGGGGGAAAUGAGGUGAAGCCAGGUUACCACACUCCAGCGGUUUUUCUCCAGCCCUCCUUCCUUCAGCAGAUUUAGGACUGUGGCUUUGGCCACAGGGUGGGGUUGUCUGUCCUUGGCCACGCCUGUGUCCAGUCCCCGAGGGCAAGUGGCGGUCUGUACGUAUGUGUACAUAUGCACAUAGACCUUAGAGUGUAUAUUUAAGACCCAUCUGCUCACCCAUGCCUACCAGCGCUGCCGCCACUGGCUCUCGGGCACCUGGCAGGAAGCAGGUGUGUGAAUAGCAUAUAUUUUUACAUGUACUAUAUCUAGGUGUGUGUACAAGUGUGUGUAAAAAUAUAUACCUUGUGUGUAAGCAGCCUUUGGGGGGGGGUCUUACCUCCUAUCAGCCCCGCCUGAGUUUCCUAUUCUUUUUUUUUUUUUUUUAAAUCCCAAUCAUCCUGUCCCGCAUCCCCACUCCCGGGGUGUCUUGAGCCCUGAGCUGCAAAGGCCCAGGUCUGCAGGGCGGGGUGGGGAGGGCAAGGCAAGGGCAGGCAGCCUGGCAGAGGCCGUGUGCAGCAGAGCUCAGCACACGAGGGGCUGCUCUAUACUGUGUAUACGACUCGGGGGCACUGGAGACAUCCUCUUGUCUGGUGUGUGCUGCGGGGUGAACCAAGGGCCUGCUCUGAGGCCCCAUUCCAGCUUGGCCGCCGUCUGUGACCUUGGGCAAGUCACUUGACCUCUGUGUGCCUCAACUUCCUCCUCUGUAAAAUGGGGACAGUCCCUGCCCCUCCCUACCUCACAGGCAUGUUGUGAGAAUAAAUGAGGUAAUGUGUA
Messenger RNA from Fukomys damarensis (Damara mole-rat), 4753 nucleotides. RefSeq names its product DLG associated protein 4 (gene Dlgap4). Gene Ontology annotation, biological process: signaling. Gene Ontology annotation, cellular component: glutamatergic synapse; postsynaptic specialization. The transcript has 13 exons. Lineage: Eukaryota; Metazoa; Chordata; Mammalia; Rodentia; Bathyergidae. The record is from RefSeq and is a predicted model, not a curated record. The coding region runs from base 288 to 3266 and encodes 992 amino acids. Gene Ontology annotation, molecular function: molecular adaptor activity.